Ustilaginoidea virens is the source of this 1395-nucleotide messenger RNA. RefSeq lists its product as uncharacterized. The record is from RefSeq and is a predicted model, not a curated record. Lineage: Eukaryota; Fungi; Ascomycota; Sordariomycetes; Hypocreales; Clavicipitaceae. The coding region runs from base 1 to 1395 and encodes 464 amino acids. Gene Ontology annotation, molecular function: triacylglycerol lipase activity. Gene Ontology annotation, biological process: lipid catabolic process. The transcript is spliced from 2 exons.
AUGAAGUUUCUCCUCCGCCUCAACCUGACCUUGCUUGCCGCUUUUGCACAUUCCUUUUACGCUGUUCCCGAGGGCCUGGAGAGCGUCAGGCCCGGAACGAUCCUGAAACAUAGGAAGCCCCCGGCUCCCAUCGCGGCUUUUGGCGCCGCAAGGAUCAACCUCCAGGACAGCCACCAGAUCCUGUACAGGACGUCGGACAGCUCUGGAAAUGCGACGGCCACGGUGCUCACGGUUCUGAUCCCGCACAACGCCGACUUUGGCAAGGUCCUGUCGUACCAGGUCCUGGAGGAUGCUGCCUACGCCCGCUGCGCGCCGUCGUACGUGUUCCAGUUUGGCGCGUCGACGGGCGGCUUAUUCGGCACAGUAGCAAACCAGGCCGAGCUGCUCCUGAUCGAGGCUGCUCUCGAGGAGGGCUGGGUGGUUGUGGCGCCGGAUUACCAAGGCCCGCGGGCGGCGUUCCUCGCCAACAAGCUCGCUGGCCACAGCAUCCUCGACGGCAUCCGCGCCGCCCUGAGCUCGGGGGAGAUUACGGGCAUCCGCGGCGACGCCACCGUCAGCCUAUGGGGCUACUCGGGCGGCUGCGUGGCGACUACCUUUGCCGUCGAGCUGCAGCCGUCGUACGCUCCCGAGUUGGGGGCGAGCAUCGCCGGCGCAGCGCUCGGCGGUCCCGUUCCCGACUUGUCGUCUUGCCUGGCCACCAUCAACAAGGGCCCUCUGGCCGGCCUCAUCCCCGCCGGCAUAAUCGGUCUGUCGGCCGAGUACCCCGCCCUUGCCGCCCUGGUGGACGAGCAGCUGCUGCCCAGGUACAGGGAAAAGUUCUACAAGGCCGGGCGGGAGUGCCUGGUGGCCAACCUGGCCAACUUUCUGCUCGCAGAUGUCUUCGCCAUGGCCAAGGACAGGGCCAUCUUCAGCCAAGGACUGGCGAAAACCAUCAUGGACCAAAACUCUGCUGGCCAAGCUACGCCCAAGGUCCCGCUCUUCAUCUACAAGGCAAUCCACGACGAGGUCUCGCCCAUCCGCUACACUGACGAGCUCGUCAAGGGCUACUGCGACAAGGGCGCCUCUGUCGAGUACGUCAAGCACCCCGAAGCUCUUCACUCCACUCUCUCCUCCACGGGAGCCCCGGCGGCCUUUGCCUGGCUCAAGGGCAUCAUGAGCGGGAAGAAGAAGCCCGACAAGAAGUGCUCGACCAAGGUGGCGAGGAACCGUCUCUGGGAUCGUAGCACCUAUCAAGUAAUGCCCAAGUUUAUCGCGGACGCGCUGCUGGACCUGAUGGGGAAACCGGUAGGCCCGGGGGGUCUCUUGGAGUCUGGAAUGCAGAGCCGUGACGCGCCUGGGCUUGGAGACACGGGAGCGCAGAGUUGCCCUGCCCCUGGAAUUUUCGUGGUCAGAUAG